AAUCAUUCGAUUAAACAUUCGUACCCCUCGAAGAAAGAUCCAACAUUUUUAAGGAUAAGCCCACUGUAAUCUGAAAGAAGAUAGGAACAAACAAAGAUAGACGACGACGACGACUUUAGAGUGUCGAGACAAGAAACUGUAGGCUCCAAACAAGAGACAACACAAACAUCCUCAUUAAUCCGACAUUCCCCGUCUGAAGAAGAAGAAGAAGAAGGGAGACAAUUCUCCAUUUUAAAGCAGGAGAGAUGGAGAGAGAGUGUGAAGAAGGAGGAGACACUGAGAGAAAGCUGAGACGAAGUUUCUUGGUGGGUAAUCACAGUAAAAGAGCCGGUCCUUCUACUCCUCCACCCACGUGGCGGCUCGGUCUUUCACCGCCGCGACUCGGAGCUUCCUCCUCCAAGGAGUUCUUGGUGUCUGCUGAUGUUUCCGUCAGGAAACUGUGCGCAGAGCUGUGGGAAACAGAGCAUUUCCGGCCUCCGGCUGGUCUGCCACGGUGUCGACGACGUGAUUCCGAUGUUGAAUCACCUUGUGAUCAUCAGCCACCAAGUAGAGGUACUAGCUUGAGGAGACAGAUUGAUGAUCAUAGACUUGUUCAGAGACAUGGCGACUUGUUGCAACCAAUCACUCCUUCAAGUUCCAGCAACCAUUCUUUGGAGGUUGUGAAACGUAAACCAGCGUUUAGUCAGACCGGUUCGUCGAUGGCUGCUAAGUCUGCUAGCUACGGUUUAGGUUCGUCUACGAAGCUUCUCAAGGUGCUAAACCGGAUAUGGAGUCUUGAAGAACAGAACACUGCGAACACCUCUUUGGUCAAAGCUCUAAAGAUGGAGUUGGAUGAAUGUAGAGCUGAGAUCAAGGAGGUGCAGCAUCGGGAGAAGCAGAGUUAUAGGAGAGUAUGCAAGAAAAAAGAGGAGGAAGAAGAAGAGAUAAAGGAUGUGUUGAGAUCCAUGAAGAAGGAGUUGGAUGAAGAGAGGGAAGUUAGAAAGAAGUCAGAGAGUAUGCACCGGAAGCUAACAAGAGAGCUUUGCGAAGCUAAGCAUUGUUUAACACAAGCUUUGAAAGAUCUUGAGAACGAGAGAAAAGAACGUGUUGUGGUGGAAGAUCUCUGCGAUGAGUUUGCUAAAACGGUUAAAGAUUAUGAAGAUAAGGAGAGGAGGAGAAGGUCACAUUCGAGUCAAAGUGAUUCAGGUUAUAUUCAUCAAAGGGUUUGCUUGAAAGAACUCGAGGAAGGACUCAAAAGGCGAUCAAGAAGAGAUAACAAGCUGCAGCUUAAGAGGUCUGAUCAAGUUAGUAAGCUAUCUCUGUCUUCUGAAGGAGACAAGAUUCAUCCAGAGACUAGUACUCCAAGGAAUGUUGAUGAUUUAGAAAAGUAUAGAACUUUCUCGAAGAAUGUGAUGGUGAGAGAGGAAAGUCGUAGUCUGAAGGAUAAGCUGAUGGAAGCUCGUGUAGAGAGUAGACGUUUACGUUCUUUGAAGUCUACUCCAAGUCAUCCGGUUCAAGCUUGAGGAGCCAUUUGAUAGAAAAUCUUGUCUUGUCAUAUUAUGCUUUGCUAAAUUUGUAUUUGAUAAUUAAACAUAGGGUUAACCCGUGUGCUAAUUGUUAUGGAUUCUCUUAAUUUUCGUUCUAAAUGGUAAAUAGACAAGUCAACGAUGUGUCGGUAA
This is a messenger RNA of Brassica napus (rape), 1658 nucleotides long. RefSeq lists its product as uncharacterized. Bases 246 to 1502 code for a protein of 418 amino acids. The record is from RefSeq and is a predicted model, not a curated record. Lineage: Eukaryota; Viridiplantae; Streptophyta; Magnoliopsida; Brassicales; Brassicaceae. The transcript is spliced from 3 exons.